This is a messenger RNA of Paramecium tetraurelia, 813 nucleotides long. RefSeq lists its product as uncharacterized. The record is from RefSeq and is a predicted model, not a curated record. The transcript has a single exon. NCBI's taxonomy places the organism in Eukaryota, Ciliophora, Oligohymenophorea, Peniculida, Parameciidae. Gene Ontology annotation, molecular function: calcium ion binding.
AUGAAGAUGAUGAUAUAGAAUUACUAAUAGUUGCAUUUUGUGAAAUAAACCAAAUUAAAGAAGCAGGAAGGCAAUUCAUUAUUUCAGAAAUUAAAAACCACUUAUAAUCAAUUAAUAGAUAUACACUGGACAUCAAGGUGUAAGCUGAAUUCCAAGAAAAACAAUCUUCUAAUAAGGACAACAAAGAUUGUAAAUUGUUAAAAAAUAAACUUUCUAGAAUUGAUCAAAAAUAAUAAGAUGUGUUAACAGUAAAAUAAUAAUCAAAUAUUUAAUACAAACUUCACUCUCAAUACUAUCUAUAACUCUGAUCAAUUGCAAAUAAAAAAAAUAGAAGGUAGACAAUAAUUAAAUACUGAAAAUAGCAAUUAAAGUAAAUUGGAACAUUAAUAAUAUGGUAGUGGAAUUCUUAAUUGUAACUAAAUAGAAAGAAAACGAGGUAUCGCUCCUAAUUAUAGAUAUGGAAAAUCAUCUUAAUAAACUAAGGAGAGAUCAGAGACAUUGGGAAAUAAGUAAAAUGACUAUGUAAGUAAGUAAAAUAACUAUUAAUGCACAAAUGAAAGGAAAAAGAUCUUUGAUGCUGAUCAACCAAAAAUAAAGUACAAAUAAGAUUUGGAGCAAAUUAAAAACAUCUUUACAUAGCUCGACAGUGAUGAUGACGGUAAAAUCAGUUCUGAAGCUAUAAAUUUGAGAAUAGGAGAAUCAUGCUUCUAACUGAUAGCUCCAGUCUUGUUUCACAUGUAAGAGUAAAGGAUGGUAUUAGAUUUUGAUUCGUUUGUAUAUUUAAUAAUAUCUUUUAAUAUAUUGAUUUAUUGA